UCAAGACUUUGCUAUAUGCAUGACUCUUCACUCUAUUUCAAUUGUUCACUCCCAAGGAUCUUUUUCAUAUACAUAUCUUUUACAAGCAGCUGAACAAAAUCCAAGAUGGUUAAACUCAACAUCACUACUUAAACCACCAUUCAUAGUAACACCAAAGACACAAAAUGAAAUCCAAUUAGCCAUUCUUUGUAGCAAGAAGCAUGCUUUACAAGUUAGAGUAAAGAGUGGAGGUCAUGAUUAUGAAGGCCUAUCUUUUCUUUGCAAAACCCCUUUCGUAAUCUUUGAUUUAGUCGAUUUUCGAUCAAUUAGCAUCAAUUUAGAAGAUGAAACUGCUUGGAUUCAAGCUGGUGCAACCAUUGGAGAAUUUUACUAUAACAUAGCCAAGAAAAGUGACAUUCUUGGAUUUCCUUCUGGCCUAUGCCCAAGUGUUGGUGUUGGUGGGCUCUUUAGUGGAGGUGGCAUUGGCACUAUGAUGAGAAAAUAUGACCUCUCUGCUGAUAAUAUAAUAGAUGCCAAUUUGGUUGAUGCCAAUGGUAGAAUUCUUAAUAGAGAAACAAUGGGAGAAGAUGUAUUUUGGGCAAUUAGAGGUGGUGGAGGAGCUAGUUUUGGAGUAAUAACAGCCUGGAAAGUGAAGCUGGUUCGCGUUCCACCCCUUGUCACAGUUUUCACAAUUCACAAGAGUUUAGACCAAGAAGGUGUCAAACUUGUCCAUAAAUGGCAGUAUUUAGCCAGUAAACUACCCGGGAGUCUCUUCAUCCGAGUCAUUAUUCAACAAAUCGAUGGACCUGAUAGCCAUGGAAACGCGAAGCCAGCGGAACUCUUGUUCAAUUCCCUAUUUUUAGGACUGAGAACUGACCUGGUUUCUAUCAUGAACAGGAGCUUCCCUGACUUAGGCUUGAAAAUGGAAGAUUGCGCGGAGAUGAGCUGGAUAAAGUCCGUUCUUUACUUCACAGGCUACGAAAAAGGGGAGCCAUUAGAAGUCCUGUUGGAUAGGAAAACACAGUACAAGAGCAACUUCAAGGGAAAAUCAGAUUUCGUCGUUGAGCCAAUCCCAGAAAGUGUUUUCCAGGGGAUCUCAGAGAGAUUUUUGCACCAAAAGUUGGCUUUCAUGAUAUUGGAUCCUUUAGGAGGGAAAAUGGAUGAAAUUUCUGAAUCUGAAAUACCAUUUCCUCAUAGGAAAGGGAACCUAUACAACAUACAAUACAUAGUGAAAUGGGAUUCAAAUGAUAUGUUGGCAUCCCAACAGCCCUUGUAUUGGAUGCAAAGGCUUUACAAGUACAUGGAACCAUAUGUGUCCAAGUCACCAAGAACUGCUUAUAUCAAUUAUAGGGAUCUUGAUUUGGGAAUCAAUCAGCAGGGAAAUUACUCAAGCUAUCGACAAGCUCUGACUUGGGGUACGAAGUACUUCAAAGGUAAUUUUCAAAGAUUGGCAAGAGCUAAGCAUCAGAUUGAUCCGAGCAACUUUUUCACAAAUGAACAAAGCAUUCCUCCUCUUUCUUGUUAGUACAAAGGAAACCUAAAACUAAUGUGAGUUCACAUUUUCCUUAUAACAGUUCACAUCUUAUUGUUCGGGUAAAAAAAAUAAAACUGUUCAACUUCCUUUAAUGUUAACUAGAAAAUUACUGAGAACUGUGAAAAUGGUCAC
This is a messenger RNA of Nicotiana tabacum (common tobacco), 1645 nucleotides long. Its product is annotated as berberine bridge enzyme-like 22. Gene Ontology annotation, molecular function: FAD binding; oxidoreductase activity. NCBI's taxonomy places the organism in Eukaryota, Viridiplantae, Streptophyta, Magnoliopsida, Solanales, Solanaceae. The record is from RefSeq and is a predicted model, not a curated record.